Messenger RNA from Peronospora matthiolae, 252 nucleotides. The record is from the annotation of a GenBank genome assembly. Lineage: Eukaryota; Oomycota; Peronosporomycetes; Peronosporales; Peronosporaceae.
AUGGACUUCGUGUGCGGGUUUCCCAAGGGCGUUCACAAGAAUACGGGUAUUAUUGUGUUUGUUGAUCGGUUCAGCAAGAUGGUGCAUCUUGUUGCUGUACCGGAUUCUAACACAGCCCAGGGCGUUGCGCGUGUCUUCAUCGAUACUAUCUUCCGACUUCACGGUUUACCCCGUGAGCUCGUGUCCGAUAGGGAUCCCGCUUCACAGCGGAGUUCUGGCGAUCCGUGUUCCGUUUACUUGGAACACGUUUGA